Messenger RNA from Etheostoma cragini (Arkansas darter), 1315 nucleotides. RefSeq names its product transmembrane protein 88 a (gene tmem88a). Gene Ontology annotation, molecular function: PDZ domain binding. Lineage: Eukaryota; Metazoa; Chordata; Actinopteri; Perciformes; Percidae. The record is from RefSeq and is a predicted model, not a curated record. The coding region runs from base 501 to 1091 and encodes 196 amino acids. Gene Ontology annotation, cellular component: plasma membrane. The transcript has 3 exons.
UUAACAAAGCACAGCCUGCUUUCUGUGCAUUUGCAUUAGAGGCAACACAGGAUACACACUCACGUGCAACCGCUUGCACACUCAAUCAUAUCUCAAACUGGAGUCGGAGUGAGGAAACAGAAUGUCAGGGAAGGAAGCGCUGAAGCCAGUGGGAAAGCAGAAUUUGCCUCCAGUCUGCAGAGCUCUUUUCUGACCCGUUCUACAGGAGGUCUCAGGGAGAAGUUUAGCAAAUAUCUGAUGACAUUUUUAAAACUAGGCCAAGACACAAAACAAGAAGAUUUUAGAUUUAGUUAAGUACUAGAAACUUGACUCGGAUAGCACUCUCAGGAUCUGGAGAUUCAAACAGAGAAGUCAUAAAUCAGGAGGAAAUUCUUAAAAUUCUCUUUGUCUCUGACCCCUCACCGCUCUCCAGGUCUUUCAGAGUAUCAACAUCUGCUGCACCAUCAAGCUGAAAGAGGACACAUCAUCAGGUUUACCACACAAAUAGACCGCAAGGAAAUAUGAGUCUUUCAAAGACCGGGACACUGGAGAAGACGGAGCAGGCCCUCUCUGACCCGGGCUCCCCCUCCAGAGUGGGGUCAGGGGUCGUGGUGCCACCUCCCUACUCUCUGGGCGGCAGCGAAGCCGCUGAACCCCCCCUGGAGUUAAGAGGCUCUCUGGACUGCUGGGCAUGCUCUGUGCUGGUCACUGCACAGAAUAUGAUAAUAGCACUGAUUAACGGGGGGCUGGCCAGCAUCAUAUUUGGCACCAUCCUCACCCCUGCUCUUGUCAUGAUCAUAUUCGGCUUCCUCUGCCACUCCACGGUGCAGCCCCAUGGCACAUCUCUGUAUUGCUCAGACAUGCUGGACGACGGUGGCUGCGUGGCUCUUCUGGUUGUGGGCUUUCUGUUGCUCACCCCUCUGCUGGUCCUCGCACUCGCCGCCUACUGCCGCCUGGCCCGACACCUCCAGCUGGGAAUGUGUUUCAUUCCGUACAGCCGCGCCGUCUACAAGAACCAGCCCCCCUCACGCCACAGGAAGGCUGACGCAGGAGGCUGCUGUGGCCAGCAGGGUGCUUCAGAGAGGGAGGGGAAGGGUAGCGUGUGGGUGUAAUAGAGGAGAGGAGGAUGGUGUAUGGUUGUAAUAUGCAUCCCUGUUUAAUGAUGAUUUAAGGAUUUCUUUCUAUUAGUUUCUAUUUCUAAAGCCAUUGUAAAAAGCCAUAAUUUUUCCUAUCAUUUGUAGUGUUUGUUUAAAAGGCAAUGUUGCUUUUUCUAUACAUUUCCACUGUAUUGAAUGUAUUUUAUACCUUUUUACAAUAAAGUGUAAAUCCAGCUGUC